AUGUCAUCUCAAAAACCUUUGGUAGUCGUCAGUGGAGCUACUGGUGCUCAAGGAGGAUCUGUUGUCAAUUCUCUCCUUGCAGCAGGAAAAUAUAAAAUCCGCGCUCUUACACGUAGACCUGAAUCUGAUAAAGCAAAAGCCCUUGCUGCAAAGGGUGUCGAAGUCUUCAAAGCUGACCUUGCCAUUAAAGAAGAUGUCAAGAAUGCACUUAAUGAAGAAAGACAAGGUAAAAUGAUUGCCGACGUCGCUAAAGAAGUCGGACUGAAUUGGCUUAUUUAUAGAACUUUGGGUAUUCCCAAAACCACAUUUAUCUACGUUGCUGUCUAUGCUUCGAAUUUUGGUACAUUUUUCCCAAUUAUUACAAAAGAUGAUGGAACAUCUGAAUUUGUUGUUCCAUUGGUCAAAGAAGAUACCACUAUUGAGAUUGUUGACGCUGAAGCCGACACUGGCCCCGUUGUAGCCAAAGUUAUUGAAGAAGGACCAGAAAAGUGGAAUGGAAAGAAAGUUCCUGUUGCUUCAGAACGUAUUUCUUUUGGAAAAAUUGCCGAAGUAAUGACUAAGGUUACUGGAAAACAAUUUAAACUUCGCAGUACCAAUCGCGAAGAAACUAAAAAGGAAUUUUCCUUCUUGGAUAGUGAAGAAUUACUCGAUAUGUUUCGUUGGUAUAAUGACUAUGGAGUUUUUGGAUCCGACAAGGAAACCAGCGACAUUUCGAUUUCUAAAGUUUUACAUCCAAAUAUUACUACUUUUGAACAAUAUGCUUAUAAAAAAUGGGGCAAUAAAUAA
This is a messenger RNA of Dentiscutata erythropus, 786 nucleotides long. The record is from the annotation of a GenBank genome assembly. NCBI's taxonomy places the organism in Eukaryota, Fungi, Glomeromycota, Glomeromycetes, Diversisporales, Gigasporaceae.